UACAAAUGUGUUGAUUGCCUUGGAGCUUGUCUGGUCUGUCAGGCAUGCAUGGUGGAGAUGCAUACCAGUAAUCCACUGCAUUGUGUUAAGCAGUGGAUGGGCAAUUUCUUUGAGAAAACAACAUUAAAGAAGCUGGGCAUGCAAAUUCAGCUCGGCCAUCCUUCCGGAGUAACAUGCACAAAACCCACACCCCUGUUUGCUGAUGAUUUUGUCGUUAUUGACUGUCAUGGGAUCCAUGAGGUUAAUUUAGACUUCUGCGACUGCAUCACAGCCCAGAGAAAUAUCAAGGAAUUGCUCCGCUGUUCUUUGUUUCCUGGAAGCACAGAUGACCCCAGGACUGCAGCAACAUUUUCAGUGCUCAACCAGUAUCUUAAGUUAUUAUAUGAAUCAAAGGUCUCUGCAUACAAAUUUUAUCAGUUGCUUGCCCAGCAAACCAGUAACACAGGUGUUAAGGAGUCUAGGGUAUGUCAUCCUCCAUCACUGAUGCAAUAG
Molecule: messenger RNA, 492 nt
Organism: Coniophora puteana RWD-64-598 SS2
Lineage: Eukaryota; Fungi; Basidiomycota; Agaricomycetes; Boletales; Coniophoraceae
Exons: 2
Source: RefSeq, a predicted model, not a curated record